This is a messenger RNA of Penaeus indicus, 3578 nucleotides long. Its product is annotated as protein sel-1 homolog 1-like. Lineage: Eukaryota; Metazoa; Arthropoda; Malacostraca; Decapoda; Penaeidae. The transcript has 14 exons. The record is from RefSeq and is a predicted model, not a curated record. Gene Ontology annotation, cellular component: endoplasmic reticulum membrane. Gene Ontology annotation, molecular function: protein binding. Gene Ontology annotation, biological process: ERAD pathway. Bases 216 to 2234 code for a protein of 672 amino acids.
UUUUUGACAUCCGCUAACCAGAAGGAAAACAUUACGUGGCCGAAGGAGAGACAACGAACCCGAUUAUGUGAAUUUAUGUGAUUUUUAUGUGAUCUUUGUCAUUUUUCUUGAUCGCGUUGUCACAAGCAAGAGUUUCGACCAGAGCAGCAUGGAGGGAUGGUAACACUUAUUCUCCCCAUCUGUAAUAUCCCUUUUUUGAAAGAGAGCACCUUAAGAUGACGCGACUGAAGGCAUGGUGGGUGGUCCUCCUGGUGACCCUUGCUUGUGUAGUGCUGGUGUCCGCAGAAACAACACCAACAACGCUAAUCAGUGCUGAUGACCAGGAACAGGUUGAAGUCGAAAAGAACCCAGAAUCGACUGAGACACUAAACGAAGAAGGAGAUGGUGCCAGCAGAGAAGAGGGUGCGGAGGAGAAGGACGGAGAGACCACAGAUGACAAGGAACCCAAAAAGCCAUUGACGCCAAAGGAAAUCAGAGCGAACGAGUUGUACGAUGCGGCCAUGGCCAUCUUGAACCAGACAAAGCAGGAUGAGAAGCAUGCCUACACAUUCUUGCAGUCGGCAGCAGAGUUGGGGCACACAGAGGCUCUGCAGAAGGUGGCCUGGGCACGCCUGCUGGGGAAGCACCUCAAGCAGAACAUCACGCAAGCCGUAGAAAUCUUUGAGAGCUUAGCCAUGCAAGGCAAUGCUGAUGCUCAAAUGGGAUUGGGCUUCAUGUAUGCCACAGGAAUUGGGAAAAAUUCAAGCCAGGCAAAAGCACUUGUGUAUUACACAUUUGGUGCACUGGGUGGCAGCCAAUGGGCACAGAUGGCCUUGGCCUACAGAUACUGGUCAGGCAUUAGUGUAGCUUCAAACUGCGAGACAGCCCUUACCUAUUACAGGAAGGUUUCACAUACAGUUGCAGACGAGGUUUCCUUGACCAGGAAUCGCGUAGUGCAGAGAGUACGUCUGUUGGAUGAAGUCGACAGCCCAGGAUCCCUGUCAACGCCAUUGGAUGACGAUCUCAUUCAAUACUAUCAGUUCCUUGCUGAGAAAGGAGAUGUACAGGCUCAGGUGGGUUUGGGUCAGCUUCAUUACCAAGGUGGCCGAGGGGUGGAACAGGACCACCAGCGAGCACUUAACUACUUCGUACAAGCUGCAGAGGCAGGCAAUGCAAAUGCCAUGGCCUUUCUUGGCAAGAUGUACCUGGACGGUAGCUCUGUCGUGAAGCAGAGUAACGAAACUGCCCUGAAGUACUUCAAGCGUGCAGCAGAUCAGAAUAAUGCUGUAGGUCAGAGUGGUCUGGGCUUGAUGUACCUGCAUGGUUGUGGGGUUCCUCAAGACUACCAGCUAGCACUCAAGUACUUCACAUCAGCAGCCGAGCAAGGAUGGGUCGACGGCCAGCUACAACUGGGCAACAUGUACUUCAGUGGAAUGGGUGUGCGGAGGGACUACAAGAUGGCCAUCAAGUACUUCAACUUAGCCUCCCAGUCUGGUCAUGUUUUGGCUUUCUACAACCUGGCUCUCAUGCAGGCCUCGGGCACAGGGAUGGUCCGUUCAUGCCACACUAGCGUUGAGCUAUUCAAAAAUGUUGCCGAGAGAGGAAAGUGGGGAGAGAUGCUGAUGGAAGCUCAUUCAGCGUAUUGGGAUUCUCGACACACACAAGCGCUUGUGACAUACAUGUUACUUGCUGAGCUAGGGUAUGAGGUUGCUCAGAGCAAUGCUGCCUUUCUCCUUGAUAGACAUGAAACAGAACUUUUCAAGAGAGAGGAGAGCUUAGCCAGAGCACUCAUGUACUGGGGCCGUGCAGCAUCCCAAGGCUAUGCAGUUGCAAGAGUGAAACUGGGUGAUUAUCAUUACUAUGGCUAUGGAACAUCAGUGGACUAUGAGACAGCCGCUGCCCACUACAGGCUGGCUUCAGAGCAACAGCACAAUGCUCAGGCUAUGUUUAACUUGGGCUACAUGCAUGAGCAAGGGCUUGGUUUGAAACAGGACAUGCACCUUGCCAAACGUUUCUAUGAUAUGGCUGCAGAAGCAAGUGCUGAUGCGCAGGUGCCUGUUGCUCUGGCAUUGGCCAAGCUGGCACUUCUUUUUACCUUCAAGUAUUUGGAAGAUUUCAAAUGGACGCAGCUGAGCAAGGGCAGCAUAGAAGAGUUCCUCGGCCCGGACUGGGACAUCUACCUCAUGGCAGUCCUCUCUGUCAUCAUUGCCAUGCUUAUUCUCUUCAGAAGGCCACCCCCACCAUUGGCCAUGUAAACGCCAUCUUCAGUUGCGCCGUUUAAAGCUGCGGGAACGCUGAAUCCUAAGCCAAGUGGAUUUGAAGAGUCUGGAAAUUCAGUUUGGCAAUCUUCAUCCUCAUUUUGAUUAAGUGUGCUGCCAGCUCAAGCUUUUGGUUGACUGGUCUAGGGCUCAAGGAGGGGAUCCAGUCCCUGUUUGUCGUAUUCCGAAUGAUUUUGUGCAAUAAAGUCAUCAGGCAAAAUUGACGUUUUGAGGCCAAGGGAGACGGCACCUCUUCCUUGAAGAUUUGAAGGUUGAUUGAACAUUGGCUAUUCAGAUAAAUCUUCAACUUACGUUUAUCUUUCUUUUCUUUUUUUUAUAUUUCUUUUUUUUUAAGAUUUGGGUGGUUAUUGGUUGUAAUGAUAUAUAUUUUUUUUUCUUUUGUAAUCUUGCAUUAGUGGAGGAUAGCAUAAAUGUUGUCCAGAAGAUGUAAACUUUCAAGAAAAGAAGAAAAAAAAAAAAAAAGUUGUAUAAGAUAUAUAUAUAUAUAUAUACGCAAGGACUUUUAUUGUGCUAGAAUUUGUCCUUGAAGUAUUUUCAUCUCGCUACUGGGGUUUGUUAUUUCUGUUUGACAUAUAUGUAUUUGAAAUGGGUUGCACAUAAUUAUAUAUAUAUAUAAAAUAAACCGAGGGAAGUGUAGUUAUUAUAUUUAUUUCAUCUAUGGCGGUAUUCACCUAUGUAGUUGAUUUCAAGGUUCACAGGAUGUGGCCUCUAUCAUCGGGACAGUCCAGUUUCUAUAGAGGGCGUUCUUUAAAAGAUGUGUAUAUACAAACUACUGUAAAUGACUGUCCUGUAUGGCUUGACUAAACUGAUUGUCUUUUUUCCAAAUCACAAUCACCAGUGGGAUGGGUUACGUUUUCCUUCAUGUGGAUGUAUAGACUUUUUUUUUUUUUUUCCCCAAUUUUCAAACCUUUCCCAGUUUUCAAACAUUACAUCAUCACUAGUCACUUAUAGUAGGAAGAUCUUUUUUUUUUUUUUUUCUUUUCUUGGUUCUUCAUUCUUAUUAAUGUUGUUUCUUUUAUUAGUUGGAUAUGGUAUGGAAGCGUGAAUACUGGUUUACUCUUACCAUUUAUUUUUUUUCUCCUCUUGCCAGAAAUUGGAAGAAGCAAAAUAUGUUCCGAAUUUUGUUGUUGGAUUUUGUGUGCAUGUGUGUGUAUGUUUGUGUGCAUGGGCCUGUAUGUAAGUCAAAUUAUGAUUUCUGUAUAAACAUCAUGUACAGAUUACCAAGUGAAAAGUUAAUAACUGCAGUUAGAACUUUAUAAAUUUAUUGUUAAGUUCACUGUAAAAAAAAAAAAUGAAAAAUAAAAGAUAGUUCGUAUAUAA